Molecule: messenger RNA, 1107 nt
Organism: Clarias gariepinus (North African catfish)
Lineage: Eukaryota; Metazoa; Chordata; Actinopteri; Siluriformes; Clariidae
Product: G-protein coupled receptor 151
Exons: 1
Coding region: 1-1107 (368 amino acids)
Biological process (GO): G protein-coupled receptor signaling pathway
Cellular component (GO): membrane
Molecular function (GO): peptide binding; G protein-coupled receptor activity
Source: RefSeq, a predicted model, not a curated record
AUGGAUCCUGAAACGGCACUGAACGCGUGUUUUGUGAGUUUUGAUGGAGGGAUUCAGCAGCUGGGCCGCGACGACACCGCAGUCAUUCUACCUGUCAUUUUUGUAUCGAUCUGCGCGGUGGGAAUAGUCGGAAAUGUUUUGUUGCUUGCCGUGCUGCUGCACUAUAUUGUACUGAAAAAAAGUGCUUCUGGGAUUGUCAUGAUGCUCGCCAAUCUUAGUGGAACAGACUUGUUGAUCCUUGCAGUGUGCAGUUCGACCCGGGCGGUCACUUAUCACAGUCGUAUAUGGACACUUGGACACGUGGCCUGUCGGACAGCAGAGUGGUUCCAGCACGGCUGUUUGGUAGUUAAAUCUCUCACUCUAGCAGUCAUGAGCCAAGCGAGAUAUAAUUUUGACAGUGAUUCCCACCUCAAGAUAAACAGAGUUCUCACUGCUGCUGGCGCUUUAUGGGGUAUUGGGUUGGCGUUACCAGUAGUCCAGAUCGUUUAUUCUAAGUUGCACGUCAAGGGGAACUUCAGUUUGUGCGUCACCGAUGUACCAAGUCACUCCUAUGAUUUUAUGCGCGUGUACAGUAAAAUCUAUGCCCUGGUGGUCUAUGCCGUCCCGGUUGUAUUUUCCACCUUGUGCCAUGUGCGUGCCAUUUUCCGAAUCACACGUGGGCACGGGGGGACUGAGGGCCGCCUGGCGCUGCUGAGCGUCACCGCAGCUAACGCACUCCUGCUGCUGCCCGAGUGGACAGUCUGGGUGUGGCUGCGCAACCGGCCCGGCGAGACCUGUGACACCCCAGCUGCACUGCUCGUCUUCACCCAGGUUUGCACGUACCUGACCAGCGCAUCGUCUCCCGCCAUUCUCCUCACCAUGCUUGUGCCUCUCAGGGAAAACCUGGCCUGGGUGAUGUGUGAGGGAGCAUGGUGGGAAGGGGAAAGAGAGCGAAGUGUGAGGAAUAUCAGUGCGCUGGAGGAUGACCUAAUGAUCCACACUGACUCGCUCGGGAGACCUCUGCCUGAUGUCGAGCAUUUUUGGACCAGUCGGCGGAACACGGUAGUUUCAGACAACACCAACCCGUUUCCAUGGGAAGAACUGGAGCACUGUCAUUCUGAUCUCUGA